Plectropomus leopardus (leopard coralgrouper) is the source of this 2420-nucleotide messenger RNA. RefSeq names its product FERM domain containing 8 (gene frmd8). Gene Ontology annotation, biological process: negative regulation of canonical Wnt signaling pathway. Gene Ontology annotation, cellular component: plasma membrane; cytoskeleton. NCBI's taxonomy places the organism in Eukaryota, Metazoa, Chordata, Actinopteri, Perciformes, Serranidae. The record is from RefSeq and is a predicted model, not a curated record.
GGAAAGCUAGUUUUAGACAACUGGCUAAUCGUAGCCAAAAGGAUAACUGCGACUCUGUUUGUUAGUUAAUGUAUUUAGCUACAGUAUUAACAAAAUUCCCAUCCAGCACAUAAACAGCAAGGGGAGGGAAAUUUACCGAAAGUGGCAGAGUAGAGAUGGAAGGAGACGACUGCAGUUUUCCUCCAGAUUCAUCAGACGAUCACUCGCAAAGAGGAAGUGUUGCGUCUUCUGCGACACUCUCACGAGCUCAAGAUGUGCUUAUAUACCUCUGUGGUGACAGCGCGGUACACUUAACAGUAGAAGGGCUCGGCAGCGUCACCGUGCAGGAGUUGGGCCGCAGUGUUCGUGAAGCUCUUCAUAUUCCUGAUUCUGCACAGGAUGCUUUUGCCUUCUGGCUUUGCUCUCCGCUACUUGAAUUGCAGCUGAAGGCGCGGCAUCAACCAUACAAACUGUGCCGGCAGUGGCAGGACUUGCUGUAUCGCUUCACCGAGGCCUCAGAGGAAGACAUUGGUCAAGAUGAACCGUGUCUCCAGUACCGUCGCAACGUGUUUUAUCCGAAAUCUAAAGAGCUGCAGAUCGAUGACGAGGGCGUGCUGAGGCUUCUGUACGAGGAAGCCAGAGACAACAUUCUCACAGGUCGAUACCCCUGCGAUCCCGAGCACUGGACGGGUCUGGGAGCCUUGUCUCUAGCUCUUGAGGAGGGAACUGGUCUUGACGGGCAACAAUUUACUACAACAGUAAGGGAGAAGAAACUGACUUCUUUUCUGCCCGCACACGUUGUCAUGGGGAGCGGCGGCCUGCUCUCCACUCUGAGAGGGAAGUCGAGCCGCCAUGCAGGGCUGGAGCAGAGCCUCCUGGAGGAGUACAGAAAGAUCAGCACAUCUGCUGGAAACUCUCCUGAGCCCACACAGCUCCUACACCAGUACCUCAGCACAUGUCACAUGCUGCCUUAUUAUGGGUGCGCUUUCUUCUUCGGGGAGAUCGACAAACCAGUGCAAGGGAUUCUGCAAAGGGCCAAACGCAAACCUGUCAACGUUGGGAUCUGCCUGGAGGGAGUUUAUGUGAUGGAUGUCAAAGAGAAGCACGUGCUGCUCGGCCUGCACUUCAACGAGCUUUCGUGGGACCACAGCUACCCCGAGGAUCAGGGGGACUCACACAUUCUGUGGCUGGAGUUUGAUGGAGAUGAAGACGGCACUCCUGUCAACAAGUUGCUAAAGAUCUACUCUAAACAGGCGGAGCUAAUGAGCGGCUUCAUUGAGUUCUGUGUGGAACUGAAGUCUGCGUCUGAGGGAGGAGCCGCAGCUGAGACAGACAGCGAGGCGUCUCAGCAGCCUGCCGGACGAGACGGCAGCAACAAGAACGGACGUGGAGGACGGCGCGGGAUGCUGCAGAGGCAGAGCAGUGUUGUGUGCAGUCGCGUCCAUUCGCUGAACACUAUCAGCUAUGUGGACAAUGGAAAAGAAAUCAAACGCUUGAAGCCGAAGAGAGCGGCGUCCUUCUUCACCCGGCAGGCGUCUGCGACCACGUACUCUGCUGUGCAGGUGACGGACAGUCUGGAGCAGGGUUAAACUCGCCCAUCAACCGCGCCUCUCUCUCUCUCGAAGACCAAACCUGAACAUUUUACACUGAGAUUUAAAGACUUGACACAAGCUUGAGACAUUAACCUGGUAAUAUAUAAAGAUGCAAAGGACCAAGCGAGGGAUCUAAGCGUGAGUGACAAUAUUUAUCUUUUGAAGUUGUGUAUAUUAAGAGAGUACAGUAAUGUGAAAAACAAAGUGAUCUAUUAAGAGAUAUGCUUCCGAGGUUAAACUGAAGUGGCUGUUCGUUAGAUGGCCUUGCAUAGAGAAAUAUAUCAUUCUGUGAGCACCACAUAAUGGACCGCCUUCAUGAGACAAGCCUUACAAAAGUCCUCAGACAUCGACUCCAGUUGAUGACUUUACGAUAUCUCUUUCCGCAGCGCUCUGGUGCUGCAUUUACUGUUUAUAGUCAAAACCUCAUGAGAAUAUAACCACUGCAUUACCUCUUAUUUACUCCCUCGUAAUAUUUUGUAAGAGUCGCCACAAACAGUCAGCAUGACAAACACUUUUAGGGGACGAUGUGAGGGCGUGUUCCCGCUACUCAAACUGCCAGUGCCUUGUUCUCAUCAAAGGGUGAAGACACGUUAGAGAAGUCCUGGUGGAAACGUUUAGCGGUCGAUCACAAAGAGUCCGUAUGGGAGCAUGUUAUCUGUGUUGUGGGAGUUUCUUGUAAGUACAUGCUUUUAAGAGUUGGACACAAUGUUAUAUUUGGUGAUAUUUGCAGCUGGUUAGCUUGAAUUUAGUGUAAACAUGGAAGAAAAACAGGACAGAAUUUUACAGCAUGCAGUUACUGAAAAGUACACAUUUAUAUUAUCAAUUAAAGAAUCGCAUCAGAGUCAAAAA